CCGGCAGGCGGCGCUGUGACCAACCCGCAGCUACAACAACACUGGCCGCCAUUUCCGUGAGUCGGCUGCUCGGUCUGCUCUGUUCUCAUCAUCGACAUUAUUAUUGUUGUUGUUAUUAUUGUUAUUAUCACCUUUUGUUCCCAUCAAACUACAAACUGAUCGCGUGUUUCGUUACCUGAGCGCGAGGCGGGAACACGUCAUCGCGGCUGUCAUGGCUACCGACCGUCGCGAGGACAAAGAUGGAGAACUGAAUGUUCUGGAAGAUAUUCUGACUGAAGCUCCGGAUCAGGACGAUGAGCUGUACAACCCCGAGACAGAACGAGCCGUCAGCGACAAGAAAGGGACAAAGAGGAAGAGUGAACGCUCUGACAGCCAGGAUUUGAAGAGGCUCCGCCCCUCCACGGGCCACGCCCCCUCUCGGUCCUCCUCCACCAAUAAAAGAACCCCUGGUCCUCCUCUCUCCUCCUCCAAGAAGGUGGCGUCCAGCCCACGGACUCGCCAUGCCGCCGCCAGCUACCGCCACGAAUACUAUGAGGAGCGAAAGGGGCGGCGAGGGGCCCGAGAGGCGCCACGGAGCCGCGGAGGAGAUGACGUCCGCCGCCGGGACGCUCCCAGAGGACUGGAGGUCCUGAGCCAGAAGCUGCGGCGGGCAAGCCCCUCCCCCCACGAAGAGGACAACCAAUCAGAGGGCGAGGCAGCAGAGUACGGGUCAGAGGCAGGGUCAGGAAGCUCCUCUCCCGCUGUGUCCCACGAGGAGGAGGAGGAUCACGAGGAGGAGGAAGAGGAGGAGGAAGAGGAGGGCAUGGAUGAAGAGGAGGAAGAAGAGGAGGAGGAGGAGGAAGGAGAGAAGGAUGAGGAGGACGAGGAGGAGGAGGAGGAGUACGAGCGCCGCGGCGGCGAAGGAAACGACUAUGACACUCGCAGCGAGGCCGGGGACUCGCGAUCCGCCUCCUCCGUCAGCUUCUCUGACGACGGCGAGUCGGUGCACUCGGGCUCCGCCUCCGAGGCCUCAGGGUCGGAGAAGAAGCAGGAGAAGCUGUCGUCGUCAGUCCGUGCGGUCCGCAAAGGCCUGGAGAAUCCCACCAGCAAGCUGCGCUACAUCCUGCGAGACGCUCGGUUCUUCCUCAUCAAGAGCAACAACCACGAGAAUGUGUCUCUGGCCAAGGCCAAGGGCGUGUGGUCAACGCUGCCCGUCAACGAGAAGAAGCUGAACACGGCGUUCCGCUCGGCGCGGAGCGUGGUCCUCGUCUUCUCCGUGAGGGAGAGCGGAAAGUUCCAAGGUUUUGCUCGCUUGGCGUCCGAGUCUCAUCACGGUGGCUCUCCGAUCCACUGGGUGCUUCCUGCCGGCAUGAACGCCAAGAUGCUGGGCGGGGUCUUCAAGAUCGACUGGCUCUGCAGGCGGGAGCUUCCCUUCACCAAGACGGCUCAUCUGUCCAACCCGUGGAACGAACACAAGCCGGUCAAGAUCGGACGUGACGGACAGGAGAUUCAGCCGGACAUCGGCGCUCAGCUCUGCGCUCUGUUCCCAUUGGAUGAGAGUGUGGACGUCCACCAGGUGGCUCGCCGCGUUCGCCAUAAGCGUCGGACGCCGUCGGAGCCGCGGCCUCGGGGCCGACCACCGCAGCGUGAACCGGGAAGGCGUCGUCCUGAAGAGUACGACCUUCACGGCAGGAAGCGGCCGCGAGCGGACGGUCCGCCCGACUUCAACCAGCGAGCAGGCUUCAUCCAGGACCUCCGUAACCAGCCGGUGGACAGACGAUUCUCCAACGUGAGACGAGACGUUUUCCUCAACGGGUCCUAUAACGACUACAUGAGGGACUAUCACCACAGCGUGGGGCCUCCUGCUCCCUGGCAGACUUUGGCGGCGUACCCCGGCGUGGAGCAGCAGCCCCCCCACCACCCCCCCUACUACCACCACAGCCACCCCCCGCCCCCCCCUCACCAAGCCUACCACCACCACCACCACCCCCCCCUGCCGCCACAUGAGGCUCCGCCCCCUCGCUUCAGAGACAAGCAGCGUGCACCGCAACACCGCGCCUUCACGUCUAGCCCGCACGACUACGACAUGCGUGUGGACGACUUCCUGCGGCGAACGCAGGCGGUAGUGAGCAGCCGGCGUGAGCGCGAGCGACAGCGAGAACGAGAGCGUGGCGGACCCCGCCGCGAGAGGGAGCGAGAUCGAGCAAGGGACAGAGACAGAGAGAGGGAGAGGGACAAGGAGAGGGGGCGGUACCGCAGGUGAACCGAUGAUGUCACAUCCUGUCAGCAUGCAGGGGCUUUUUAUUCUGACAGUCAGCUGUGUUUCCUUUUGUUUUUUGUUUUUGUUGUUUGUUUUUUUAAUUAUGAAUAAAAAACAAGACAAGCUUCGUGAUGACAUCACUUUUUAUGUAAAUAAAACCUAAAAAAUAAAAGCCUGGUGAGUUCUGUCAAGCCUUUUAUUUUGAUGGUCCUGUGAAAAGGGAAGUGACAUCAUAGCACAGUGACACAUCUCCUUCACUUUGUUUCCAAGAAACCUCUGAGGAUCAAUCAUUGCUUCUUUUAUUUUGAAAAUGUUGACAUUUUUCUGUAAAA
Molecule: messenger RNA, 2571 nt
Organism: Centropristis striata (black sea bass)
Lineage: Eukaryota; Metazoa; Chordata; Actinopteri; Perciformes; Serranidae
Gene: ythdc1
Product: YTH N6-methyladenosine RNA binding protein C1
Biological process (GO): regulation of alternative mRNA splicing, via spliceosome; mRNA splicing, via spliceosome
Cellular component (GO): nucleoplasm
Molecular function (GO): N6-methyladenosine-containing RNA reader activity; mRNA binding
Source: RefSeq, a predicted model, not a curated record